Molecule: messenger RNA, 1074 nt
Organism: Cyclocybe aegerita
Lineage: Eukaryota; Fungi; Basidiomycota; Agaricomycetes; Agaricales; Hemipholiotaceae
Source: the annotation of a GenBank genome assembly
AUGAGGAGGUGCAACGAGGCAGAGAAAGAGGACGCCAAGAUGGUGCCGGCCUGGGAAUUAGUCACGAUCGCGAGCCGUCACACCAUCAUAUGUUCGCGACUCUUCGAACAUACCUUGGCUCGAUAUAGCCGUACUUGCUCAGAUAUCAAGGAACCACGCCCUCUCUGUCAAAUGUCGACACGUAGUAGCUCGGGACCCGGACUGAAAAGGAAACGGGCAACUCCUGGCUCGUCCCAGACGGCGAAGAAGCUGAAACUCCAAUCAUCGUUUGUCGCCGAAUCGCCAUUCCCUGAUUUCGAACACCCAACACCUGCGGAAGCGAAGGAGGUCUUCAAUCUUCUGUCCAAGGCACAUCGCCUCCGCGACCCCGAGCGAAGAGCACCUGUCGCAGGGCCCAACGCUGCACAGACCUGCGGCAAUGUGCCGAACGUCAUCGAGUCCCUGAUUGGGACCAUUCUCUCACAGAACACCUCGGGGACGAAUUCUGGCCGCGCGAAGACGAAUUUAGACGCGGCCUUUGGCCGAAACAAUUUUGCUGCUAUUGCCUCCGCACCUCUUAAUGAAGUCGUCGAAGCCAUUCGCUGCGGGGGGCUUGCGAACAAGAAGGCCGCGACGAUUCAGAAGGCUCUUCGGUCAAUCAAACAGCGUCACGGCCAAUAUUCCCUCCAGCACCUGGCCGCCGUCGAGGAAGGCGAGAGGAUGACCGACGACGAUAUCAUGAAGGAGCUCUUAGCGUACGACGGCGUCGGUCCCAAGACAGCGUCAUGUGUCCUAUUGUUCUGCUUGGGACGCGACUCGUUCGCCGUCGACACCCACGUCUUUCGUCUCAGCAAGAUUCUCGGCUGGGUGCCUCCGAAAGCGGACAGAAUUCUCACCCAAGCACAUUUAGACCUUCGCGUGCCUAGCGAACUCAAGUACGGCCUUCAUGUUCUCAUGAUACAGCAUGGUCGUGCGUGUAAAGGAUGCAAGAAGAUUGAUUCGGAGGAAUCCUGCAUCCUAAAAGAAUGUCUCAAGGCGAGAAAAGCGGAGGACGGCGACGACGCCCUGGAGGUAAUUGACGAUGAUGAAGACUGA